AUGGCCUCCUACUUCCAAACAUAUUUCCAGGCGUCCUCCAUGCCUAAACGCCUCCUCCAGUACGCUCUCUCACGACUGGAGAUUCUCGAUACCGAUGACCUUGACCUUGAGAACUUGGAUAUUGCUUGGGGGAAGAAGUGUGUAUUUGAAUUCAAGGACAUCGGCCUCCGGUUGAGGAAAUUAGAAAAUCUUCUACGGCUACCGCCCUCGUUCGAGCCCACAAAGGCCCGUGUAUUGCUUCUGAGACUCACCAUACCUGUCGAUAUCUAUAGCAGUCCAAUAGUGGUCGAAGUCGACGGAGUUGAGUGCCAACUGCGAAUCAAGGACAAGAAUGGCCCCUCCACACCUCAUACAAACCAUGACCGGAAACGAAAGCGAACACGCCUGAGAGACCCCGACAUAUCGGAUGAUAAUUCUAAGUCUUACACGGGGAAGGGGGAUUCCAAGGAGGGGAACGAUGAUGAAGCGGACCCUGCCAUACCAACAGCAGUGGACCUAGCCGAAUCCUUCUUGCAAACAGAACCAGAUGAGGAGAAAGUCGAGCUAGAAGCUGCUAUCUUGUCAGAAACUCAGGACCUUGGCAAAUCUGUUGCUUUGAGCGAUGAUGGAGAGAGUGAUAUAGCUGUGGGAACUGGCACAGCACUAUCACUCCCAGCCUUCAUGGCCAGAUUCCUGAGGGGCAUCGUGGAUCGUCUGCAGGUCAGGAUUCACGGCAUCACACUCACGUUGAACGUUGAAAUACCCAGCGAUACUUCACGAUCUUCACACUCACCCUCCACAGACCCGGUUACUGUUCAAUUAAAGGUGGAUGACAUAGAUAUCGAAGGAGUCACACAUGAGCUCGGGCAGACAUCUACAGCCAGCGAUGUCGCCCCAAAAUUUAUGUGUAAGAAGGGAAAGCGUCUAAUUUGUCUCAGCAAUAUUCGAGGAGCUCUGAUAUCAGAAGCCGACUUUUUCUCUAGCCUUGCUAGGUCAUCUGCCAUGUCCUCACCAUUGGUUGCCCACUCGACCUUGUUUGAAGAAACAAGAACGCCUUCCAGACCCCCAUCAAGCAUGCAGGGAAGCGAAGCAAGGAGCUCUGAUGCCGUCUCUGAAUCUCCUGAUCGGUCAUCCACGGCCUCAACUAGCAGGUUAUCAUCAAAAUCGCUUCCAAAAGAGACCGACUUUCUCCCUUCGCUCCAUGCCUCAGCCAUCGCUAGUGACAGUGGCCGUUUUGAUGAUGCCUCGGAAGACGGGGAUGAUGCUGAUCCAUCGGAAAGCCUCAACGAAGAUAUCGACAGUGAAGCCGAAGCCGGAGAUAGUAUAUAUCAGAAUUCUGCGUAUCUGGACCAGGUUAUGGAGAGCCAAUACCUUCUUGAGAACGAGCAAGAAGAUGGCAGACCCACAUCUCCUCUCUUCCUCAAGGAAAGUUCUUCAACCGUAGCCGCCAGAUCUCCUCUUUCUACUCCGAGGGCUUCGACUCAUGCUCCAUUAUCUAAACGAGAGGAGGGCGAUCGAGGUUAUUUUGACUUCCGUUCUGGCACUGCAGGGAGAAGCGACCCAAUGUUGCAAUCAACUAUAUUGCCUACUCGGCAGCAUCCUAGGUUUUCUCAAGGAAGGGUCUCACAGUCGCAACCAUCCAUUCCGAUCGAGCCAUCCUCACCAUUAGAUGUCGGUCAGAAACAUCCAGUUCCAAACUCUGCUCCUGUGGCAGAUGACACAGUUGAAAGUGGGCCUGAUGACGAUAGUUCAACGUCUGUUGGGGUAGACGACCUUGCUCAAUCGCAACUUUUCAGUCAUGAAGAUGCUGAGAGUAUGUACAUGAGUGCAAUCUCUCAUGGAUCAGCUGCUGAGAGAGUUCCUGGUGGCUGGGGGCACUCAAGUAUUGGUAAUGAUGACUCGUUAUCCGCAGCUCAAAGUCCAACUUCUCACGAGUCGCAAAAAGGACCAUUGGAUAAUCUAGAGCAUGCUCGUCGUACCUCUCCUGUACAAACUUCAUCGGACCUCGCUGGGUCAGACCAGUCAUUUGCAUCUGCCCCACAAUCACCACAAAAGCCAGGGGACGCCUCGUCUACAUUGCCAACGUCGAACCCUGCUCAACAAAUUCUCACAAUCCCCCAGGCUUCGAGCAGCGUAUCAGAACGCUCUACAGCCUCUUCUGAUGAACACCACAGGAUGACCAAGCACAUCUUCAAUAUUGACGAUGUCGCUAUUUAUCUUCCCGGAGCCACUGAUAGAGUGUCCCCUGAAUUAGCAGAAGUUGAUCCAAACGGCACGAUGUUUAGCAGUACUUUCAACGGCCAUGGUGAAACUUCACGUUCCGCAUCGAUCAACGUUCCAGGAGCGUUUUCUACACAUCUUCCCGCCAAAAGCCCGCCGGCGCGACCAGCUGUGCCACCAGUUUCGGAACCGGAAGCCGAGAGGGCAGAAAGUGUUGAUAAGUCCAUUGAGGUUGAGCUGGGCCAAGUCUCCGCCCACUUUGAUGUGUCGGUCGGAAGACUCAUCUGGAAGCUCGUGGAUAGACUGAAAGAUGCCCUGAAACAGCAGCCACCAGCCCCGGAUCUGCCGAAAUCAGGAUCAACUUCAGCUGAAAUGGAUUUAAAGUUCAGUGUGGAACGGAUUUCACUGAUAUUCCUGGAAAGACUUGAAGGAUCUUUAGGGGCCGCUGCUUCUGAGUCUUAUGGAAAGCCCUGGGUCAAACCUCCUGAGCCAGAUAUUCUUCUACAAACCACCAUCGAGGGUCUUCACGUUAACACACAUGCCUCAAAUUCAAAGUCCGAAACUGCCGUGACGCUAAGGAAGUUUGCUUUUGGGUAUGCGCGAGAAAGCAUUAUUUCUUUUGAUGCAAGCCUCCAAAUGCGAGCUUCAGUGCGAGACCUGAAAGCUUCGGCUGGAAUUGAUGUGGCGAUAGAUAUUUCUAAAACAGCAGACUUCACUCGCUUCGACAUAAAAACGCUGCCAAUGCACAUUUCUAUAGACCUUCAAAGGCUUGAUGAGACCUUUAGCUGGUUUGGUGGGCUUAGUAGUGUGCUGAAUCUUGGAAACUCGAUUGCAUCAAAUUCAACUGUCAUCGCUACGAAUCCGAGCAAGGCCAAACCUCGUGGUGUCCGAUUUGAAGUACCCAUCGAUCCUGGUGAUCAAUCACUAGCUUCACAAAACAAAAUUGAUAUCAGAAUUGGUGGCUUCAUCCUUGAUUUGGUUGGCACAGAAUGUAGCGUUGGAGUCGAAACAUCAGCCGUCAAGAUUGUUAGUCGUGAUGAAGGAAUAGGGGUCGGCGUCCACAAGAUCAGAUUAUCUGGUCCCCACCUCAAGAGUUCCAACAGAGACCCAGCCAUCAACGUAGAAAUUACGACAACGCGAAUCGAAUACCUCCCGUCACCCACCGACGUAGAUUUGGAUACCUUAUUAUCUCUCAUCACUCCCUCGAAAGUCAAAUAUGAUCAAGAUGAUGACAUUCUGCUCGAUACCCUCUUACGCCAGCGAAAACAGGGGGCGGUCUUGAGACUCUCCGUCGACGAUUUCCAGACCCGCAUGGGUAGAUUAGAUGAACUUAACUAUUUACCUAAUCUUGGCGAAGAGAUCUCCAGGUUGGCGACGGUAGCCAAAUAUCUCCCUGAUGAUGACCGCCCUGGAUUGUUGUCCUUAAUCACAUUGAAGAAAUUCGAGGCGCAAGUGGAUGCUAGCCACAACUUGGGCACUUUACAACUUGCAGCAAGGGAUAUUGAGGUAGCACAGAUUACGUUCCCGACACUUAUAGCGCUCAGUAUAAGUACCAUAUCUAUCCGCCGCAAUAAGACAGAGGAGUUGAUCGGACCCGCAACUGAUCCAGAGCUCAGAGAACCAAGAUCGCGAGCUCCUGCCGUCAUGGCACGAAUGAUCGGUGAUGAGAUGGAACCGAUUGUGAAAAUCAAGUUGUGGAAUCUAAACUUUGAGUACCGAGUUCCUACGUUGAUGGCGCUGCUCAAUCUUUCAAACAAUGCAUCAACAGAGGAUGUCUCAGCCAGCCUUACCGCAUCAGUUGCAACGCUCACAAGUCUUGCACGGUCGACGGUUUUAGGUCCCAGGCUCAGGGAGACCAGACGACUCGAGAAGCCUAGCUCUACCUCAAAGCCUGUGACAAUCGACGUCGUUGUUCAUGAUUGUACGUUGGGCUUAAAUCCUCUGGGCCUACCUUCGAAGAUGCUCGUCGUCUUGACCGAAGCCCAUCUAUCGGCCGUCUUACCCAAAGACAAGCAAUCCAGUGCAACCGCGGAAUUGGGUAAGGGCUCAUUGCUCAUCAUUGACAAUGUUGCCAAUUUAACUUCGGGAAGCCGAGCAGUAAGACCUAGACGGCAAUCCUUCGAUGGCGGUAGUAGUCAAGUUGCGGAUCUGUGUGCAAUGGGUUUUGUAUCGGUCAGCUACAUCUCAUCAGCCAAGGCUAUCGUUCAAAUGUCUACUGAUGAAAAUGGAGAACCGUCAAUUGAUGUGGAGUUGCGGGAUGACCUCUUUGUUCUCGAGUCAUGUGCCGACUCUACCCAGACUUUGAUUGCCGUGCUAAAUGGACUGACACCACCCGCCUCACCAAGUACAGACAUCAAGUAUCGUACCAAAGUCAUACCAGUUGAGGAUCUCCUUGCAUCUUUAUCGGGCGACGCUUUUGGCACUGCCGAAGGGGACUAUAACUUCGAUGAUGAUUUCGGCAUCCCAGAAACGGGGGAUUUUGGUGGAGAAGAUGCAGACGAUUUUGACUUCGACUCUCAUUACUAUCAACAUGACAAUGAUCAGCACGACGAUGAUGCCCUAGAGGGGGAAGGAGCGUCUGCAGCUUCUACACAUCUGACUACUCGAGACACUCAAGAUGGUGUCCUGUUGGAGAGCUUUGUAGAGCCGGAAGAAUCUUCUGAUGGAAGUGAUUCUUUGGAGUUCCAGGAGAAUCAUUUUGGUACUGGUUCGAUUCUAGAAGGGACCGCACACAGAUGGAACUCUGCAAAGAACACUUACGACAAAUCAAAUGCACAGAAGAUUAGGAAAAGCCCUCUUAAAGUCUGCGUUCGCGACAUGCAUAUUAUAUGGAAUCUCUUCGAUGGCUACGACUGGCAACAUACCCGCGAUACAAUUUCCAAGGCUGUUGAGGAUGUCGAAUCAAAAGCAAUUGAAAAACGCGCUCGAAAUGAAAGGCGCGCAACAUUUGAGCAGGAUAUCGAUGAUGAAGAAACGGUCAUCGGUGACUUCCUCUUCAACUCCAUCUAUAUUGGUAUACCUGCCAAUCGAGAUCCUCGGGCGCUCGCUGCAGCUAUAAACCAGGAACUCAACGACAACACCACUGAAACCGAAUCUAUCGCGACGACGUCUUUAUCUGCGUCAUCGAGUAGGCAAAAUACUUCUCGAGGAACAAAAUCGAACAAACUUAGACUGAAGAGAAGUAAACACCAUAAGAUAACCUUCGAGCUCAGGGGAAUUUGUGUUGAUUUUGUGGCUUUCCCUCCUGGAAGCGGCGAGACUCAGAGUUCAAUUGACAUACGUGUGCAUGAUUUCGAGAUCUUUGAUCAUGUACCGACUUCGACGUGGAGGAAAUUCGCCACGUAUAUGCAAGAUGCCGGAGAAAGAGAGACCGGCACCAGCAUGAUCCACAUUGAGCUUCUCAAUGUCAAGCCUGUUCCUGAGCUUGCGGCCUCCGAAAUGGUUUUGAAAGCAACAGUCCUUCCUCUUCGAUUACAUGUUGACCAAGAUGCGCUUGAUUUCAUAACAAGGUUCUUCGAGUUCAAAGAUGAUUCUGCACCAGUGCAUUCAUCACCUGGAGAUGCCCCUUUCCUCCAGAGGGUGGAGGUCAAUUCUGUGCAGGUCAAACUGGAUUUCAAACCAAAGCGUGUAGAUUACGCCGGCCUUCGCUCUGGCCAUACAACCGAGUUCAUGAAUUUUCUAAUUCUAGAUGAAGCAGAUAUGGUUCUGCGACACACCAUCAUCUAUGGCAUCUCUGGGUUCGAGAAGCUGGGCCAAACGUUGAACGAUAUUUGGAUGCCAGAUAUAAAGCGCAACCAGCUCCCUGGGAUUUUGGCUGGGUUAGCACCGGUUCGAUCACUUGUCAAUGUAGGUGGUGGCUUGCGGCACCUUGUGGUCGUCCCAAUGCGUGAAUACAAGAAAGACGGUCGCAUCGUACGAAGCAUUUCAAAAGGGGCUGCCGCUUUUGCCAAGACAACCGGUACGGAAUUGGUCAAAUUAGGUGCGAAAGUCGCUAUUGGUAUGCAAACGGUUCUCCAGGGCGCCGAGGGUCUUCUCAGCCAACCUCUCGAACCUACUAGGACUGGAAUAGAGGAGGGGGAUGAAGACGAAGAGAGCAAGCAGAUCAGUCCAUAUGCCAACCAACCUGUAGGCGUACUACAAGGCCUAAGGGGUGGAUAUGCUGGCCUGCAGAGAGAUCUCAUUCUGGCCCGAGAUGCUAUCAUUGCCGUACCCGGCGAAGCCAUGGAAGGCGGUAAUGCCGCUGGGGUUUUACGGGCGGUUAGGAAACAUGCACCGACGGUGAUACUGAGACCUGCCAUAGGAGUUGCCAAGGCAGGAGGCCAGAUCUUAAUGGGUGCAACCAACUCGUUGGAUCCCGUAAAUCUACACCGAGCAGACGCAAAAUAUAAGAAGCAUUGA
This is a messenger RNA of Amorphotheca resinae ATCC 22711, 6597 nucleotides long. RefSeq lists its product as hypothetical. Gene Ontology annotation, biological process: autophagosome assembly; autophagy of mitochondrion; reticulophagy. The coding region runs from base 1 to 6597 and encodes 2198 amino acids. The transcript is spliced from 3 exons. Gene Ontology annotation, molecular function: phosphatidylinositol-3-phosphate binding. Gene Ontology annotation, cellular component: extrinsic component of membrane; phagophore assembly site. The record is from RefSeq and is a predicted model, not a curated record. NCBI's taxonomy places the organism in Eukaryota, Fungi, Ascomycota, Leotiomycetes, Helotiales, Amorphothecaceae.